Molecule: messenger RNA, 327 nt
Organism: Rotaria sp. Silwood1
Lineage: Eukaryota; Metazoa; Rotifera; Eurotatoria; Philodinida; Philodinidae
Source: the annotation of a GenBank genome assembly
AUGCAAUAUUUCUCUACCGCACAUACAUCAUGUUUUCGUUAUCUACCAGUCAAGAAUUGUUCACAUAUACAAAUAGAUCAACUUGAACCAAUUUUAUCUAUAAUGCAUUUAAAUUUAAUAAUAUUAAUUAAUCUAUAUCAUGAAAAUUUCCGUAAUUUUUUACGAAAUAUGCCGAAUUUACAUCAUUUCAAGGUGGAACUUAAUCCAACAUAUCCAUCUAUUGAUGGAAGGUUUUGGGAACAAAUAGUUCGGAAUAAUUUAUCAAACUUUGAAGGAUUACAAUUUUUAAUACAUCUAGAUUUACCCGAUCUGCCAGACGAAGAAUAA